AUGGUUAUUACUGGCAGUGAUCUACAAGGUAUUACUGAACUCAAAUUAUAUCUCAGUGAUUGUUUUAAGAUGAAAGAUCUUGGAUCUUUAAGUUGCUUUCUUGGCAUUGAAGUUGGCAUGUCACACACUGGUUAUUUCAAAUCACAAGUCAAAUAUGCAUCUGAGAUUCUACCGCGUGCAGGGCUAUCUGACAAUAAGGUAACUGACACACCUCUUGAAUUGAAUGUAAAAUACAGUCCUACAGAUGGGACUCUAUUGUCUAAUCCAACAUUGUAUCGUCAACUAGUGAGGAGUCUAAAUUACUUGACUAUUACGAGACCAGACAUAAGUCAUGCAGUUCACAUAGUCAGUCAGUUUAUUCCUGCUCCAAGGUCUACUGAUUAUGCAAAAGUUCUCAGAAUUCUAAGAUAUAUCAAGGGGUCUCUUCAUCAAGGUCUGUGUUUCUCAUCAAAGUCUGAUCUCACUCUUCAAGCUUACUCAGAUUCCGAUUGGGCUGGGGAUAUUACGGAUAUAAAAUCUAUUACAGACUAUUGUGUGUUCUUGGGAGACUCGUUUAUUUCAUGGAGAAAGUAUAGAGCACUUGCUCACACCACAUCUGAACUCAUUUGGUUACGGUGGCUACUUCGUUAUAUGGGAGUUCUAAUUUCUGCUCCUACACCACUGUAUUGUGAUAACAAGGUUGCUAUUCAAAUUACACACAAUGAUGUCUUUCAUGAGCGUACAAAACAUAUAGAGAUAGAUUGUCAUUUUACUCGUCAUCAUUUCAAGAAAGGUACAAUGACUCUUCUGCAUGUUAAAUCAGAAUUUCAAGUGGCUGAUCUUUUCACCAAGACUCACUCUGCAGCUCGUCUUCGAUUCUUAAUUUCCAGACUCAAGAUGUGUACUCCACCACCUUGA
Papaver somniferum (opium poppy) is the source of this 897-nucleotide messenger RNA. RefSeq lists its product as uncharacterized. The transcript is spliced from 2 exons. The record is from RefSeq and is a predicted model, not a curated record. Lineage: Eukaryota; Viridiplantae; Streptophyta; Magnoliopsida; Ranunculales; Papaveraceae. The coding region runs from base 1 to 897 and encodes 298 amino acids.